Messenger RNA from Centruroides sculpturatus (bark scorpion), 1579 nucleotides. It is a transcript of the gene DNaseII, whose product is annotated as plancitoxin-1-like. NCBI's taxonomy places the organism in Eukaryota, Metazoa, Arthropoda, Arachnida, Scorpiones, Buthidae. Gene Ontology annotation, molecular function: deoxyribonuclease II activity. The coding region runs from base 820 to 1560 and encodes 246 amino acids. Gene Ontology annotation, biological process: apoptotic DNA fragmentation. The transcript is spliced from 5 exons. The record is from RefSeq and is a predicted model, not a curated record.
AAGCGGUAGAACGUCGAGCGCGAUUUACGGCGCUUUAAAUUAAUAAAAUUUUAUAUUUCGAAAAGUCGUUAUCGGCUUAAUCGGGAAAUGGACGAGAAUUUACUGUAUUUUAUGUACGUCCAGAAAUUUUUGCUUACGUAAUUGCGCCCGGCGAAGGAAGGAGAGCGUUUCCCGGGCUUAAAUUAAAUGCGGAAUUUUAAUUCUAGUAUCCCGACGGAAAGAGCCGACGGUUUUAGAUUCGGUCGACGUUUUCUCCAUUACCCACGAUCGGUAGAAGAAAGAGUAAAAAUAUACCGACGGCGUCGCCAUCUGGCAGAGAAAAUAGUUAUUAAUCGAGUAGGGAAACAAAUACCGUAUUUUCCGACGGCGGCGAUAAAAAUAGUGCGAUAGGAACUUACUUUUAUUCCAAUAUGUUUAUUCGUUUUUCGUCCGAGUCGACGACGGAAAGAAACUCGGCCUACAAUACGGCGAUAAAAUAUUUUACAAGGCGUACUCGUCUUACAAUUUAUGGCGCCGAGAAAAAUUUCGUAGCGUAAAAUUAUCGACAAAGAAAAUACGGAGGCGGACGAAAUCCUCCGUCGUCGUUCCGUUUUCCUUUUCGCUUACGGACCCACUCGUUAUUAAUUAAGCCCAGUCCGCUUAUACUAAUCGUUACGAUUAACGUUUACUUCCGCCCGUCGUCCGGGCCAAUCUAAAAAUCGGAUGGGCCAAAUACGGUUAACCCGACCGCCUUUUCUUCGGUAACGAGUACCCGGCGCCGGAAGGUCACGUGUCCGGGAGAUUAAAUAAAGACGAGGGCCGGCCAGCCGGGUGAGAGAGAUGAAGCCAGCGGAGGUACUCGUCGUCUUUUGCGCGCUGUGUUUCGGCGCCGAAGAAGGCCGAUCGUCUCCUUCCUGCCUGGACGAAAGUGGUCGCGGCGUCGACUGGAUAAUUGUAUAUAAAUUCCCACCCAUAAAAUUUUACCACUUGAGAUAUGGUGAAAGUUAUGCAUAUAUAUCAUCUAAUAAUAUUGGCCAAACAGGAAAAUGGGUUCUGUCCAAACAAAAUAUUUCUUCUAAUAAUUCAAUAAUUAGCAAAAUAUUAAAUCCUGUGAUCAAGAAAAAACGGGAUAUUGCAUAUUUGGUAUAUAAUGAUGCUGUACCAAAUGAGAAACACUACAGUGAUAAGUUUGGACAUGCAAAAGGUGUUCUUGCAUUUGAUAAUGAUUCUGGAUAUUGGAUGAUUCACAGCAUUCCAAAAUUUCCACAGGAAGGUUAUUAUAAUUUUCCAAGAGGUUCUACAGAGCAUGGGCAGAUAUUUAUUUGUGUUAAUUUCAACAUUAUUGCUAUAAAUCAAAUAGGAGAACAAUUAAGAUAUAUGAAGCCACAAAUUUAUAUGAAUCAUUCUACUUCAGCAGUAUUAAAAUUAUCUCCAUUAGUACAGACAUUAUUUACAUCAAACCCAUCAUUCAUUAAUCAUGUACCUUGGAUGAGAAAUGUGACACUUUCAAGUAAACUUGGGGCUAAAUUCAUAAGCUUCAGUAAACAAGCAAAAUUUUUGAAAGGUAAGAUGCAUUAUUAAUCUAUAUAUAUAAUCGAGA